CAUCCAACUAAGCAUAUGCCUACUCCUGCUCAAUGGACAAAUGAAUUCAAUCCAGCAUACUCUUAUUACCUCUAUUACUGCUAUGCAAACUUGUACACACUCAACAAGCUGCGCGAGUCUAAAGGAAUGACAACAAUUAAAUUGCGGCCUCAUUGUGGAGAGGCAGGUGAUAGUGAUCAUUUGGCUGCUGCCUUCCUCCUAUGCCAUAACAUUUCCCAUGGCAUUAAUCUACGGAAGACUCCGGUUUUGCAAUAUUUAUAUUACCUUGCGCAGGUUGGAUUAGCUAUGUCACCGCUUAGCAACAAUUCCCUUUUCCUGGACUAUCACCGCAAUCCUUUGCCAAUGUUUUUCCAGCGAGGGCUGAAUGUCUCUCUCUCUACUGACGAUCCUUUGCAAAUUCAUUUGACAAAAGAGCCACUGCUAGAAGAAUAUAGCGUUGCAGCAAAGGUAUGGAAACUCUCUGCUUGUGACCUGUGUGAGAUAGCUAGAAACUCUGUUUACCAAUCUGGAUUUUCACAUCAAGAUAAGUUACACUCGCUAGGGGAUAAAUAUUUCUUAAGAGGUUCUGAAGGAAAUGACAUUCACAAGACAAAUGUUCCCAGUUUGAGGAUCUCUUUCCGAUAUGAGACAUGGAAGGAUGAAAUGCAAUAUAUUUAUGCUGGUCAAGCCACCUUUCCUGAAGAUGUAGAUCCUUGAAACAUGCCAAAUGAAAGUCAUUGUUCACCCUUGAUAUUAGAUAUUUACGUUUUGGCAGUGACAAGCUAU
Messenger RNA from Medicago truncatula (barrel medic), 765 nucleotides. Its product is annotated as AMP deaminase. Gene Ontology annotation, cellular component: cytosol. Gene Ontology annotation, molecular function: AMP deaminase activity. The record is from RefSeq and is a predicted model, not a curated record. Gene Ontology annotation, biological process: IMP salvage; AMP metabolic process. Lineage: Eukaryota; Viridiplantae; Streptophyta; Magnoliopsida; Fabales; Fabaceae. The transcript is spliced from 7 exons. The annotation marks the transcript as partial.